GUUUGGGUUUGUCUUAGAAGCUUCUCUCAUCAUCUACAAGAUGACAUAUUUUGCUCCUGCCAGUCACCAAAAAUGGCACACAUAACUACAGCAAGCUGACACGAGUUUCAUCAGCUUAUAAAAACCCACUUUCAAAUUUCAACUCUCAGCUCCAAACCUCCUGCUCAUUCAAUCAUGCCAGAACUUCAACCCAACACCCCCGACCCUCCCUACGAUCUGAUAAUCCUUGGAGCCUCAGGCUUCACAGGUAAGUAUGUUGUCAAAGAAGCUCUGAAAUUCCUCAACACACCCUCCUCCCCUCUCAAGUCUCUGGCUUUAGCUGGUCGCAGCCCCACAAAACUAACCCAAACCCUCAAAUGGGCAGCUCACCCAAACCCGCCACCGCCCAUUCCCAUCAUCACCGCCGACACCACCGACCCACCAUCGCUCCACCGCCUCUGCACUCAAACCAAACUUAUCCUCAACUGCGUGGGGCCCUUUCGCCUCUACGGCGAGCCAGUGGUGGCCGCUUGCGCCAAAACUGGCUGCGAUUACUUGGAUAUAUGUGGAGAGCCUGAGUUCAUGGAGAGGAUGGAGGCUAAGUACCAUGACCGGGCCGUGGAGGCCGGUUCUUUGGUGAUUUCGGCAUGUGGGUUCGACUCGGUUCCGGCUGAGUUUGGGUUGAUGUUCAAUUUGAGGCAGUGGGUCGAUCCGGCUCUGCCGAACCGGGUCGAGGCUUAUGUGAGCUUGGAGUCGGAGAAGAGGAUUGUUGGGAAUUUCGGGACGUUUGAAUCGGCGGUGUUGGGUGUGGCUAAUGCCGACAAGUUGCAGGAGCUCAGGCGGUCCAGACCAAGAAAACCAAGGCCUGCGAUUCCUGGACCCCCUCCUCCUAAAGGACCAACUAUAGAACAACAGAAAGAUAUUGGCCUUUGGGCUGUGAAGCUACCUUCAGCAGAUGCUAUUGUUGUACGUAGAACACUUGGAGUUCUGACUGAAAACCGUUGUGGUCUUCCUGGGAGCAAUGAGAGUGCAGAACACAUUGAAAAAAGAGAAGCCUUCUGGUCAACAGUGAAGCCAGUUCAUUUUGGGGUGAAGAUAGGCUCUAAGUCUCUGUUGGGCAUUUUGCGUAUCAUGACCGUUGGAAUCUUUAUUGGGCUCUUGGGAAGAUUUUCCUUUGGGAGAUGGCUUCUCUUAAAGUUUCCCUCAUUCUUCAGUGUUGGAUGGUUUAGGAAGAAGGGUCCAUCUGAGGAUGAGGUGAGAAGUGCUUCAUUUAAGAUGUGGUUUGUUGGAAAAGGUUUCAGUGACAGCAGCCUUGUUUCACAGGGAGACAGAAAACCUGAUAUGGAAAUAAUAACAAGAGUGAUGGGUCCUGAGAUUGGCUAUUUGACCACGCCAAUAAUUCUAUUGCAGUGUGCUCUUAUUCUUCUGCACCAACGUAACAACCUUCCAAGGGGAGGAAUUUUCCCACCUGGGAUUGUAUUUGGCCCAACUGAUCUCCAGGAAAGGCUCCAAGAGAAUGGAAUUUCUUUUGAUGUCAUUUCAAAGAAAGCUAUUUCUGGUUAACUGCUACAUCACUCUGAGAAAAUAAAUCUUUAGUUGGCAGUACCCAUGGAACAAGAAGACAUAAUAAACGCAGAAGUUAUUUUUGUUCUAUUAUUAUAGUUUGAUGUAACCUAACAGUGGUUUCAAAUAUUAUGAGAUUGUGGUUUGACCUAUA
Prunus avium (sweet cherry) is the source of this 1696-nucleotide messenger RNA. Its product is annotated as Saccharopine dehydrogenase. The record is from RefSeq and is a predicted model, not a curated record. NCBI's taxonomy places the organism in Eukaryota, Viridiplantae, Streptophyta, Magnoliopsida, Rosales, Rosaceae. Gene Ontology annotation, biological process: glycolipid biosynthetic process. Gene Ontology annotation, cellular component: lipid droplet; mitochondrion; plasma membrane.